Molecule: messenger RNA, 2664 nt
Organism: Patiria miniata (bat star)
Lineage: Eukaryota; Metazoa; Echinodermata; Asteroidea; Valvatida; Asterinidae
Exons: 8
Coding region: 1057-2298 (413 amino acids)
Source: RefSeq, a predicted model, not a curated record
GUUUGCAAAUGUUGUAUUUUCCCUUUAAAUAUGAAUGACUUUUGUAAUACUGCCAAAAAUGUUCAAACCUAUAGUUUUUUUCGAAGGUGAAACUCGAAAAUAGAAGGGCAGUACAUGUUUUGGGUUGCUGACUAAUUGGAAACUUAAGCUUAGUGUGGUUAUUAUUAUGGAAAGAGAAUCAAAUUAUAACGCAGAGCCAACAUUUUGAAGAUUUUCCAUUUUGUUUAACAUCAAAUGUCUUCAAGAGGUUCUGGGAUCGGAGGCGAACCGCCCGCCGUUGACUGAUCCGAAGUUUGAGAAAUGGCCCGGCCAUUGUUUUUUGACAGUGAUUGGCUGAUUGCCCAAAAAAGGUUCGUCUGCCAAAAUUUCGUUUCUCUAAUUGGUUGAAUGUUACUGAGAAUAGUCCACACAUGCAGGUACGGUCCAUCGGUUUGUACGGAAGUUGUCGGAGUCCGAAAUAAAAUAACACGGUUAAAUUAUUUAAGUGCUAGUUACAUGGUUUAAAGUUUCACUGUCUUUCGACCUAGAACGAUUUUAUAAAAUACAUGUUAAUGCAUUUUGGAGCAAAUGUCUGCGUUUCUUAUUAUUUAUAGCGCCCUUGGCAGGAACGCGACACCCCUAUUAUCAAAUGAUUUCGCCCACUUAAAGGUGAACGCCUUCUAAAUUAUUUCCAGAUGAAUGAUUUGGAAUAAUAUGAAUUCGACUAGCACAGCUUGCGCAAAAUCCUAUGUAAUUCGACAUAAAUAUGUUUGCAAAUAUGUAGUAUUUCUUUUUGAAAUAUGCUUGUAUUAUUAAUAAAUAAUCUAAAUCAGUAGUUAGUUGUUUUACUUUUGUCGGAACGAGACUCGUAGUAACAUCCGCCAUUUUGGAAAAUAGGUCAGUGAAAAAUUAAAAUUAUCCGUCUGCAACAAUUUGCCUGAACGAGCUGUGUUUACUGCUAAACAGUCUGCUUACACGGCCGAAUUUUGGGGCAUUUUGAAGACAGACACUCACUGCAUUGACCCUGCAUGCUAGUAAGGGAUGUUUUCUGCUCUCCAAGUUUGAGAAAUUGUAGCUAUGGGUUGCGGAAAUAGCUCAGAAACCGAGGGACGAAAGGAGGAGGAGCACGGCUUUUUUCACCGCCGACCGAAAGUGAGCAUACGGGUGGGACAGCACGUUGAGGAGACCUCCAAGGAUGAAACGCUCGUUGUGUUCGUGUUUGGCGGUCCCGGCUCCAAGAAGGGUCGCAUCGUGGACGACCUUGUCCACAUGUACGGCUUCAGGGCCCUGAUAGCCGAGGAUCUCAUCCUGAAGGAACUUCCCAAGAAGGUGCAGAACGUGAUGACCAUCGAGAGCACGAGGGGUCUUGCCGAGAUGCUCAAGGACAAUCAAUCUCUCUUGUCGCUGGAGUGGAUUCUCGAGCUGAUCGGCAACGAGAUCGAGAAAGACCCAAAGCGCCCUCACAUCAUCGACAUCAUGCCCAACCUGCGAUUCUUACUGCGCUGUGAGAAGUACAUCCAGGAUCCCGAGUACGACAUGAAGAACUUUGAGAAAAGGUUCCACAACGUCUUCGCCUUGAACCUGGCCAUCCCCGAAGAGAAGGUCAUCAAGCAGAUCACGGCCCACAGCGCCAAGCAUCCUGACAAGAUGAAGGAGGCGGGGCAGAGCGACGAAGCAGACACCAGCAGAACGCAGAGGCGUAACGCUCUGUACACGUCCAGCGUCAAGAACUUCCUGAAUUACUUUACGUCGUCGGGUCGCCUUGUGACCGUGGACGUAGCCUGCGGAGUGGCUGACCUCAUUUGGCACCGGGUCAGCGAUUUCUUCGGCCACCAGCUCGAGUUGGAGCCCAUCAGGACGGUCAACACGGUCAUCAUUUUUGCUUUUGAUGAGCUUGACUUUGACGGAUUAGAUAUGGAUCGCUAUGCACUGCAGUCGGUGACUCUCAAGAACCUUGUGGAUGACAGCAAAGCCCCUCCAGAUAAAGUUCUUGCUGCCCUGUGCCGGCACAUUGACACGUCUGCUCCGUUGGUGGAGGCUUUUGCAGUCGACGCCGCGGACACCACACUCCUAUCCUACACAUCAGACAGAAAAAGCCGCUCGACCCGCUUCGUGGAGCACGCCGAGACGUACCUGGACAAGUACAUCUUCAUCUCCAACUUGAAGAAGACGCGGGGCCGCAAGUGCAGCCUCUUCCAGCGUCUGUACAAAGUCGUGGCCACCACCCAGAACGAGGUCUGCCUCUUCCCCCAGGAGACGGACACGGAGCUGUGCAAACGAAUAGCCCUCUACAUGGCCGAGGAGCGCAAGGGCUAUUAACAGAAACAAAAUAGCAAAAUCGACCCCCGAUGUACCCAGACCCCUCGAUAAAAAAUACUGUAAAAAAAAUUUACAAAAAAAAUCUGGGUGCACCUUUGACGUCAUCUAGAAUUGCACAUAGAUUCUACUCGUGGUUUUGCUUCUUCUGUUUUUUUACUCCAGGUUUCAGUAGCAACUUUGAAUGCACUUCUCAAUUUUUGCGUCUUUUUUUAGAAUCGUAACAGAUAAUUUCGGUGGAAUUUGGAAAAAAAUCUGCAGAAGGCACUGGGAACUUAUAAACGGGGACACUGUUAAUACGUUAUGUACUUUGGUGCGGAUUCUAUGCAGAGAGAAAGCGAGUUUGUGAUGAUGAAAGCGUUAUGCUUU